Messenger RNA from Saccharomyces paradoxus, 2340 nucleotides. It is a transcript of the gene LEU1, whose product is annotated as 3-isopropylmalate dehydratase LEU1. The transcript has a single exon. Gene Ontology annotation, biological process: L-leucine biosynthetic process. Lineage: Eukaryota; Fungi; Ascomycota; Saccharomycetes; Saccharomycetales; Saccharomycetaceae. The coding region runs from base 1 to 2340 and encodes 779 amino acids. Gene Ontology annotation, cellular component: 3-isopropylmalate dehydratase complex. The record is from RefSeq and is a predicted model, not a curated record. Gene Ontology annotation, molecular function: 4 iron, 4 sulfur cluster binding; 3-isopropylmalate dehydratase activity.
AUGGUUUACACUCCAUCAAAGGGUCCAAGAACUCUUUACGAUAAAGUUUUUGAUGCACAUGUUGUCCAUCAAGAUGAAAAUGGUUCCUUUUUGUUGUAUAUCGACAGACACUUGGUUCACGAAGUCACCUCUCCACAAGCUUUUGAGGGUCUAGAAAAUGCUGGUAGAAAGGUUAGAAGAGUUGAUUGUACUUUAGCAACCGUAGAUCAUAACAUUCCAACUGAAUCAAGAAAGAAUUUCAAGUCAUUAGACACAUUUAUCAAGCAAAGUGAUUCACGUCUGCAAGUCAAAACUUUAGAAAACAAUGUUAAACAAUUUGGCGUCCCAUAUUUCGGUAUGAGUGAAGCUAGACAAGGUAUUGUCCAUACCAUUGGUCCUGAAGAAGGUUUCACUUUACCAGGUACCACUGUUGUGUGUGGUGACUCCCAUACCUCUACUCACGGUGCCUUUGGUUCAUUGGCCUUUGGUAUUGGUACUUCUGAAGUCGAACAUGUCUUGGCUACCCAAACAAUUAUUCAAGCUAAAUCUAAGAACAUGAGAAUUUCUGUUAAUGGUAAACUAUCACCUGGUAUCACCUCUAAGGAUUUGAUUUUGUAUAUUAUUGGUCUGAUAGGUACCGCAGGUGGUACUGGUUGCGUUAUUGAAUUCGCAGGUGAAGCCAUUGAAGCUCUUUCUAUGGAAGCGCGUAUGUCAAUGUGUAACAUGGCUAUUGAAGCUGGUGCAAGAGCGGGUAUGAUUAAACCAGAUGAAAUCACUUUCCAAUACACCAAAGGCAGACCUCUAGCUCCAAAGGGUGCUGAAUGGGAAAAGGCUGUUGCCUACUGGAAAACUUUGAAAACGGAUGAAGGUGCCAAAUUUGAUCACGAAAUCAACAUUGAAGCCGUGGACGUGAUUCCAACUAUUACAUGGGGUACCUCUCCUCAAGAUGCCUUACCAAUUACAGGUUCGGUGCCAGACCCAAAAAAUGUUACUGAUCCAAUAAAGAAGUCUGGUAUGGAAAGAGCUUUAGCUUAUAUGGGUUUGGAACCAAACACUCCGCUAAAGAGCAUCAAAGUGGAUAAAGUUUUCAUCGGCUCCUGUACCAAUGGUCGUAUUGAAGAUUUAAGAAGUGCAGCAGCUGUAGUGAAGGGUCAAAAACUGGCUGACAACAUUAAAUUAGCUAUGGUUGUUCCAGGUUCCGGUUUGGUCAAAAAACAAGCUGAAGCAGAAGGUUUGGACAAGAUUUUCCAAGAAGCAGGUUUCGAAUGGAGAGAAGCAGGUUGUUCAAUGUGUUUGGGUAUGAACCCUGAUAUUUUGGAUGCCUAUGAACGUUGUGCUUCUACAUCCAACAGAAAUUUCGAAGGUCGUCAAGGUGCCUUGUCUCGUACACAUUUGAUGUCUCCAGCCAUGGCCGCUGCUGCCGGUAUCACUGGUCACUUCGUGGAUAUCAGAGAAUUCGAGUACAAGAACCAAGACCAAAGUAGCCCAAAGGUUGAAGUUACUUCAGAAGAUGAAAAAGAGCUUGAAAGUGCUGCUUACGAUCACGCUGAACCUGUCCAACCUGAAGACGCUCCCCAAGAUGUUGCAAAUGAUGAACUAAAGGACAUCCCAGUAAAGUCCGAUGAUACUCCUGCUAAACCUAGCUCUUCCGGCAUGAAGCCAUUUUUGACUUUGGAAGGUAUCAGUGCACCAUUAGAUAAGGCUAAUGUCGAUACAGAUGCUAUUAUUCCAAAGCAAUUUUUGAAGACAAUUAAAAGAACGGGUUUAAAGAAGGGGUUGUUUUAUGAAUGGCGUUUCCGCAAAGACGAUCAAGGUAAGGACCAAGAAACCGACUUCGUAUUAAAUGUUGAACCCUGGAGAGAAGCUGAAAUAUUGAUUGUUACUGGUGACAAUUUCGGAUGUGGCUCCUCCAGAGAACACGCACCAUGGGCUCUAAAAGAUUUUGGUAUAAAAUCCAUCAUCGCACCUUCUUACGGUGAUAUUUUCUAUAAUAACUCUUUCAAAAAUGGCUUGUUACCAAUCAGAUUAGAUCAACAAAUAAUCAUUGAUAAAUUGAUCCCUAUUGCUAAUAAGGGUGGUAAGCUCUGCGUUGAUUUACCAAAUCAGAAAAUUUUGGAUUCCGAUGGUAAUGUGCUCGUCGAUCAUUUUGAAAUAGAAUCUUUCAGAAAGCACUGCUUAGUAAAUGGUCUUGAUGAUAUUGGUAUUACAUUGCAGAAGGAAGAAUAUAUUUCCAGAUAUGAAGCUUUGAGGAGAGAUAAAUACUCAUUCCUAGAAGGUGGGUCAAAAUUAUUAAAGUUUGACAACGUUCCAAGAAGAAAGGCUGUUACAACUACUUUCGACAAAGUCCACCAAGAUUGGUGA